AUGGACCAAAAAUGUAAUUUACGCUUUUAUUAUGUUGAAACUAUUUUGGUUUACAAUAAGCCGAAACUUGUCUGGUUUUUACAGGACAUAUUUAAAGAGUUUUACUUGAUCAAAUACAAUGGAAGGCGAUUAAUGUGGCAGAAUUCAUUAGGUCACUGUGUCUUGAAAGCAGAAUAUCCAAAGGGCAAAAAAGAGCUUGCAGUUUCCUUAUUUCAGACAAUUGUUUUGAUGUUGUUCCUUGAUGCACAAAAGCUUAGUUUUCAAGAUAUUAAGGAUGCUACAAGCAUUGAGGACAAAAAACCGAGGAGGGCUCUCCAAUCCCUUGCUUGUGGAAAAGUUUGUGUCCUUCAAAAGAUUCCAAAAGGGAGGGAAGUGGAUGACAAUGAUUCCUUCGUGUUUAAUGAUGUAUUUACUACUCCUCUUUAUUGUAUAAAGGUGAACGCUAUCCAAUUGAAGGAAACCGUGGAAGAAAACGCAAGCACCACAGAGAGAGGAUUCCAUUCCAUGUACAGGAUCCUAAUGUUCAAGUCAUUACUUGCCAUCUAA
This is a messenger RNA of Lactuca sativa (garden lettuce), 546 nucleotides long. Its product is annotated as cullin-4. Gene Ontology annotation, biological process: ubiquitin-dependent protein catabolic process. The record is from RefSeq and is a predicted model, not a curated record. NCBI's taxonomy places the organism in Eukaryota, Viridiplantae, Streptophyta, Magnoliopsida, Asterales, Asteraceae. Gene Ontology annotation, molecular function: ubiquitin protein ligase binding.